Molecule: messenger RNA, 2019 nt
Organism: Chaetomium fimeti
Lineage: Eukaryota; Fungi; Ascomycota; Sordariomycetes; Sordariales; Chaetomiaceae
Product: ATP-grasp domain-containing protein
Exons: 4
Coding region: 341-1681 (446 amino acids)
Biological process (GO): succinyl-CoA metabolic process; tricarboxylic acid cycle
Cellular component (GO): succinate-CoA ligase complex; mitochondrion
Molecular function (GO): ATP binding; succinate-CoA ligase (ADP-forming) activity
Source: RefSeq, a predicted model, not a curated record
AGAGCCGCAGUGUCACAUCAAUUUGAAUCGCGGAUUCGACCGACCCAAGUGCCGACAGAUCGGGAAGGGGCACCGAGGGGCAGCAGUUGCGGGUGAGAAAACCCUCGGGCCCGAGCUCACCAUUGGCUCGGAAAUUCCCGCGGCCCAGAGUCAGCUCCAAGCCUGCCAACCGCGACGCUGAAGGAUGGGGCCUCUGAGCGUCAUUUCCAAAAAGUGACAUCGGGCCCCCUUCGAACCAACACCACAGUAUUUUGGCGAUAGCAUCCGCCACCUCUCUCCUCUCUCCGCCGUGCCCAAUUGCAGAACCCACCAGAGUCUAUUUACCCUAUAAACUAUCACCAUGUACAGACUCGGUCGCAGCCGCGCAUUGGCUUCGGCCUUUGCUGCGCCCAAGGUUUCUCCCUCCGCUAGACUCCAGAGCAUUGCGCAACAACAAAGGAGAGCUCUGAGCAUCCACGAGUACCGUUCUGCCGAUCUCCUCCGCCAGUAUGGCAUUGACCUCCCCAAGGGCUCCGUCGCGACGACGGCCGCCGAGGCCGAGGCGGUUGCGAAGAGCAUCGGCUCCGAGGACAUGGUUAUCAAGGCCCAGGUGCUCGCUGGCGGGCGCGGCAAGGGUAGCUUCGACAACGGGCUCAAGGGCGGCGUGCGCGUCAUCUACUCGCCCACCGAGGCCAAGAUGUUCGCCGACCAGAUGAUCGGCCACAAGCUCAUCACCAAGCAGACGGGCGCCGGCGGCCGUCUCUGCAACGCCGUCUACAUCUGCGAGCGCAAGUUCGCCCGCCGCGAGUUCUACCUGGCCAUCCUCAUGGACCGCGCCUCGCAGGGCCCCGUCAUCGUGUCGUCGUCGCAGGGCGGCAUGGACAUCGAGGGCGUCGCCAAGGAGAACCCGGACGCCAUCACCACCACCUACAUCGACAUCAACGUCGGGGUGACGGACGAGAUCGCGCGCGGCAUCGCCACCAAGCUCGGCUUCAGCGAGCAGUGCGUCGAGGACGCCAAGGACACCAUCAAGAACCUGUACACCAUCUUCCUCGAGAAGGACGCCACCCAGAUCGAGAUCAACCCGCUCUCGGAGACGUCGGACCACAAGGUCAUGUGCAUGGACGCCAAGUUCGGCUUCGACGACAACGCCGACUUCCGGCAGAAGGAGGUCUUUGAGUGGCGCGACACCACCCAGGAGGACGCCGAGGAGGUGCGCGCCGCCGACGCCGGGCUCAACUUCAUCAAGCUGGACGGCGACAUCGGGUGCCUGGUCAACGGCGCCGGCCUGGCCAUGGCCACCAUGGACAUCAUCAAGCUCAACGGCGGGCAGCCGGCCAACUUCCUCGACGUCGGCGGCGGCGCCACCCCGGCCGCCAUCAAGGAGGCCUUCGAGCUCAUCACGAGCGACCCCAAGGUGACGGCCAUCUUCGUCAACAUCUUUGGCGGCAUCGUGCGCUGCGACGCCAUCGCCCACGGCCUCAUCAACACGGUCAAGACCCUCGACCUCAAGAUCCCCAUCAUCGCCCGCCUGCAGGGCACCAACAUGGAGCAGGCCCACCAGCUCAUCAACGAGUCGGGCAUGAAGAUCUUCUCCAUCGACGACCUGCAGAGCGCCGCCGAGCGCGCCGUACAGCUGUCCAAGGUUGUCAAGAUGGCUCGUGACAUUGAUGUUGGCGUCGAGUUUACGCUGGGCAUCUAAGAAGUCAUCCGUCUGAGGUUGGUUUAGCAAUAUAGACUGGCUGGUCGAUCGACAGGUUGAUGAAUAGGGCUUUGGAGAGGUUCCCUUUGUUUCCUACGGCACUGCUACUACUGCGGCUCUGCUUGUGUACAUCCAACCUGAUGAUGCUGUGCAUGUUGUAGGUAAUCCGUGUGAGUCUGUGUGUGGGUGGGUGGGUGUGUGUGGGUGUUGGUGGCCAGGUUGAUGUGUGAGGGGUUUAAGGGGAAAGAAGCGGGUUACGUACUACUAGACUUGACUUUUGGCAAUGGCAUCUUUCCUUGUUGUUGUAUAUGCUGUUUGCGUGGCUGUUUGAUAAGUGU